Aspergillus vadensis CBS 113365 is the source of this 3493-nucleotide messenger RNA. Its product is annotated as RNA-binding ribosome biosynthesis protein MAK21. The transcript has 4 exons. Bases 36 to 3413 code for a protein of 1125 amino acids. Gene Ontology annotation, cellular component: nucleus. Lineage: Eukaryota; Fungi; Ascomycota; Eurotiomycetes; Eurotiales; Aspergillaceae. The record is from RefSeq and is a predicted model, not a curated record.
CAUCAAGUCUACAUUUGGCCGUACAACUAUCCGUCAUGGCCAAAAGUAAGGGGAAGCGCUCCUCCGGAGCAAACGACGCCAUCCCCGACGGUGGUGUCGCUGUUAACGACUCCGCCCCCGCUGCUGAUGCCCUUCCACAGCUAGAGGAAAGUGCAUUUGCCGGCUUGCGCCAGAAGAUCGAACAGCGACUGAAGGACCAGAGCGCCUCGAAGCAGAAGCCCAAGAACAACAGGGGAAAGUCGGGUCCUAGUGAUACGCCACAGAAGAAAGAACCCGCACCCAAGCCCCAGCCGAAGCAAGCGUCCAACAACGACAAGAACAACAAAGGCAAGAAGCGGGACCGCAAUGGUGAGGUGAUCGCGAGGGAGGACAAGGUUGUUUCGAAGGAUAAGAAGCCGGCAUCGAAGGAGAACCAGGACGAUGUUUUGCGGCAGGAGAUUUUGGCCCUCGGAGGCACGGAGGAAGAUUUGGAUCUCAUCGCCGGGGUUGGCUCGGAUUCUGAAGUUGAAGAUGCUACAGAGAAGAAAUCCAAGGGCAAGUCCGACGACGCUCUCCGGAAGGAACUGUCGAGUAUUCUGGCAGCGGCCGGUCAGGUUGUCCCUGACGACCUAGAGGACGAUGAGGUGGAGGAAGAGGAAGCUGAGGAGGAAGAAGCAAGCGAGGAAGAUGAUGUCGAAGAGGACGAUGAGGAAGAAGUCGAGGAUAACGAGGACGAGGAACUGUCAGAGGAUGAGGAGCCAGCUCCUGCUCCCGCCCCGAAGGAGAGCAAAGAACCCGCCAAGAAAGAGAAAGCCAACAAGGAACCUACCGCCGAAGUCGUCUUUCCCAAGGAGUUUGCCAAACUCGCUGUUCGACCCAGGUCCGAUUGGUACAUGACGGAACUGCCCUCUAUACCGACAGCACAAGCGAAGUCUCUGCCUCGCCAUGUGGUGGAUCGGUUCUACGAUUACGCCGUCUCCCUCCUCGAGAAGGAAAACAAGAUGUACGCGGAAGCGCAGCAAGCAUCUGCCUCUUCAUCCCACAAGUUCUACAGCACGAUCAUGUCUACCGGUACUCUUAGCGAUAAGACCUCUGCCUUGACUCUUGCUGUUCAGGAAUCGCCUCUUCACAACACGAAGGCAAUGGAAAACCUCAUUGCCCUUGGAAAGAAGCGCAGUCGUGCUCAGGCCGUGGAAGUUUUGAGAUCGCUCAAGGAUAUGUUCGCUCAAGGAACACUACUUCCUAGCGACAGGAGACUCCGGGCUUUUGCCAACCAGCCGUCCCUAAUUGCUGCGUUGCAAGGCGCAGGCAGCAAGUGGUCCGAAGGAGACCCUCUCCCUGGAGGGCUUCAGAAGAGCCACUUGAUCGUUUGGGCGUAUGAACACUUCUUGAAGGAUCAAUUCUUUGAAGUCCUCAAGAUCCUUGAAACCUGGUGUAACGACGAGAUUGAGUUCUCUCGCUCCAGAGCUGUUAGCUACGUUUACGAAUUGCUCAAGGAGAAGCCGGAGCAGGAAACGAACCUCCUGCGACUGUUGGUUAACAAAUUGGGAGAUACUUCGAAGAAGAUUGCUUCGCGGGCAUCUUACCUCCUGUUGCAACUUGAACAGGCGCACCCUCUGAUGAAGCCCACCAUCAUCGCCGCCGUCGAGGAAGUUCUUUUCCGUCCUGGUCAGAGUCAACACGCCAAAUACUAUGCAGUUAUCACGCUGAACCAGACGGUCUUGAGUGUCAAGGAGGAGACCGUUGCACUGAAGUUGCUCGACAUCUAUUUCUCCAUCUUUGUUGCUCUCUUAAGGCCUAACAAGGAGCCAAAGGGCAAGAAGAAUGGAAAGUAUGGCAACAAGCACAACAAGAAUAAGGGGAAGGAGGACGCUGAUAAGGGUCUGGCUCAGACUGAAGAGGUGCGGGAUAAACUGACCUCUGCAGUUCUGACUGGUGUCAACCGAGCCUACCCGUUUACCAGCUCGGAUAGUGAACGACUCUCCAAGCACAUCGAUACUCUCUUCCGCAUCACACACUCCGCAAACUUCAACACCAGUAUCCAGGCGCUCAUGCUGAUCCAGCAGAUUACCUCGACUCACCAGGUUGGUGCUGAUCGCUUCUACCGCACGUUAUACGAGUCUCUUCUCGACCCUCGGGUUGCUACAUCCUCCAAGCAGUCGCUCUACCUCAACCUUCUAUUCAAGGCCUUGAAGAACGAUCUGAACACUCGCCGUGUGAAGGCGUUCGUGAAGCGUAUCGUUCAGGUUCUUGGGUUGCAUCAGCCCGCUUUCAUCUGCGGUGUCUUCUACCUGAUCCGUGAACUGGAGAAGACAUUCCCCGAUCUUGCUUCCUUGUUCGAUCAGCCGGAAGAGAACGACAGUGAUGACGAGGAGGUGUUCCGCGAUGUUCCUGAUGAGGAUGACGAGCCUCAGGAGCAGCCAGAGGUCACACAGAAGCCGGAGAAGCCUUCGACUCAAUACGACCCCCGCAAGAGAGAUCCCGGUCACAGCAAUGCCGACCGGACAUGUCUGUGGGAACUGCUACCUUACCAGUCUCACUUCCACCCCUCCGUGUCAGUGAACGCGGCUCAUCUGCUCGACCACAAGCCAAUGUCCGGACAGCCCGAUCUCACAUUGCACACGUUGUCCCACUUCCUCGACCGCUUCGUCUACCGGACCCCCAAGGCGUCUGCGCUCACCCGUGGUUCAUCCAUCAUGCAACCUCUGGCAGGCAGCGAGGCCAAGGAUCGGUUGGUCGCGGGCGGCAAGUCGAUCCAGCAGCUGCCUCUCAACUCGGAGGCCUUCUGGAAGAAGAAGUCUGAGGAAGUUGCCGCGGAAGAUGUCUUCUUCCACGAAUACUUCAACCGCAUUGGAAAGGGUCAAGACAAGGACAAAGCCAAGAAGGCCAAGGAUGCAGUCGACGAAGACGAGGAGGAUGCCGAACUCAGCGGCGCCGAGUCCGAGAUCUGGAAGGCGUUGGUUGAUUCCCGUCCCGAUCUGGAAGCGGGCAGCGACGACGACGAUCUCGACAUGGACGAUCUCGAAUCCGCUUACGACAAGUCUGACGAUGAAGACGAAGAAGGCGGCGACAGCGAGGUCGAACUCAACCUCGACUCGGACGACGAGAUGGAGGACAUCGAGGAGGCCGCAGUAUCUGAUGUUGAGGAGGAGCAGCCUGCCACCAAGCCCAAGGCUAAGAAGGGCAAGGCCGCCAAGGAGGAAGAGCCAUCUGACGACGAGGAUGCAUUUGACAUGGACGUUUCAGACGACGAGGCCUUCGUCGACAGUGACGAGGAACUGCCCUCUGACGUGGAACUCGCCGCGGUUGAGGAGCCUCCGAAGGAUGACAAGCAGUCUGAGCGGAAGAAGCGGCGCAAGCUCAAGCACCUGCCUACAUUCGCUUCUGCGGACGACUAUGCGGCCCUGCUGGCCGGGGAGGACGAGGGAAUGUGAAUUCGGAGCUUGUAGUUACUACCCUGAUAUGCUAUCUAUUGCAGUAUACCACAAAAGCAUGCACUUGGUUCAGAGUCUAU